This is a messenger RNA of Rhizophagus irregularis DAOM 181602=DAOM 197198, 400 nucleotides long. The record is from RefSeq and is a predicted model, not a curated record. NCBI's taxonomy places the organism in Eukaryota, Fungi, Glomeromycota, Glomeromycetes, Glomerales, Glomeraceae.
GCAAAGUCCCGAACAUUUGUGUUUAUUUUUCACAUGUAUUAAUAAAAAAUUUUCUUGGCAAAUUUCGCUAACGGGCCGUGAAGAAAAGCACGUGAUUUUUUUUAUUUUAAAUACUAACAUACAGAGCAUAAAUAAUAUUAUGUUAGCAGACAUGCAAUCCGAAAUAGAUUCACUGAGGCAACGUAUUACCGAGUUCGAUACCAGAAAUGCGGAGCUUAUAAGGCAGAUGAUGGAAGAGAGUAACAGACAUGAUGCUAGAAUUGAGAAGUUAGAGCAGUAUCUCGAUGAGCUUGAAAAAGAAUCAGAAUCUAAGAAAAAUGCAUCCAGAUAGCCAAGAAAAUUCUUCAUGAAGAGCCGAUAAUUGAUUAUCGUCCUUCUUUCUUGAAUGGAUUAGAGCUUG